Messenger RNA from Trichomonas vaginalis G3, 873 nucleotides. RefSeq names its product DNA/RNA polymerases family. The annotation marks the transcript as partial. Lineage: Eukaryota; Parabasalia; Trichomonadida; Trichomonadidae. The record is from RefSeq and is a predicted model, not a curated record. The transcript has a single exon.
AUGUUGAACGAAAGUCUUACAAACCCAUUCUUUGGUAAAAGUAAGUGCAACAUUGUCAGAGCUGUCAACAUUCUUUUCAAGAAAGGUUUGUUGGAACCAAUUCCAGAUGACAAGCUGACAGAAACUUUUGUACCAAAAGACGAAACAAACUUUUCAUUGUUAGCAAGACCAAAAGUUGUUCCAGACAAAGUUCUAGUACAAAAGAAGUACACGGUUCCACAAGGGGUUGGUAUGUUCAGAUACCAACCUGAACCAGAAGAACUUCCAAUGAGGUUGCAAGAACUUCAAGAUGCUAUAAACAAACUUCCAUUGAGACAUCCAAUUGACGUCAAAUUAUAUUGGAGAGCAUCUGAGUUAGGUCAGAAGGUUUUAUAUGAAACAGGUUGCUUCGACGAUGUUUAUGAGAUAACAGGAGAAGUUUCUCAGAAGAUAAGAGACUCACUUGAAUUUCCACAAACUGGACCAAUUGGUUGCAACAAGUUCGACUCAGAUGAAAAGAUAUACUAUGUCGACCUUAACGCUGCAUACAUGAGGUUUGUCCAAUAUAUUCCGACUGGAAUUCCAAACGAAGAUGGUGAGUUCCCGGGAAGGAACUAUACAGUUGGAAAAGUCAUACAACAACUGUAUGAUAUUAGGAAAGCUUCAAACCCCAAACUUGCAAUGACACUCAAAUUGCUUAUGAAUUCGACAUGGGGAUAUUCCAUUAAGAAACCUCAAGAGAUGAAGAGUAAACAUUAUGAGAAGGUCGACAACUUUGUUGAAGGGUUUUCUCCUUUUGUUUUGAAGUACGAAUUCACUCAAGGUCAAAGUGGCUUAGUAACCACAUUAAAACCUAUUGUCGAACAUUGGUCUUACCCUCAGUUCGCAAAGGCA